This is a messenger RNA of Rhipicephalus sanguineus (brown dog tick), 1140 nucleotides long. Its product is annotated as spondin-2. Bases 1 to 1044 code for a protein of 347 amino acids. Gene Ontology annotation, cellular component: plasma membrane. Lineage: Eukaryota; Metazoa; Arthropoda; Arachnida; Ixodida; Ixodidae. The record is from RefSeq and is a predicted model, not a curated record. Gene Ontology annotation, biological process: actin cytoskeleton organization. The transcript has 4 exons.
AUGGCGCAACGUCGCGCACCUCCUUCGCUGCGGUUCGCUCUCCUGCUGCUUCUGUUCUGGCCGCCGUGCCACGAGGCGUGCCGGGGCCUUGCCCAAUACCGGGUCACUCUGGCCACUGCCUGGACUGCCAGUCGUUUCCCCAAGCAGUACCCGCAGUGGCGGCCACCUGCCCAGUGGUCGCAGCUCUUCGGCGUGAGCCACAACGCCAGCGUGCACGUUUGGCGCGAGGGCCGUUUGGCUGGCGAGGGCUUGCGCCAGUUUGCCGAACACGGGCACGUGGGCCGGCUGAGCAGCCAGCUGGUGCAGGGUUUCGGCGGCGUGCUGGAUGUUUUUCAUGGGCCGGCCAUCGCCAAGGGCAGCGGAGCAUCCAGCGCCGCCUUCUUCGCCGAUGCACGCCACUCCAAGGUGACGGCCAUGUCGCGUCUAGUUCCCAGCCCGGACUGGUUCGUGGGCGUCGACGGAAUCGAGCUGUGCGAGGGCGGCCGCUGGCGCGAUUUGUUGCAUGUCGACGCGCAGCUACUAGACGCCGGCACCGACCGGGGUCUGACAUUCACAGCACCGCGCUGGCCCUCCCAGCCGCCUGAGAACGUCACACGCAUUACGGCCCGCUCGCCGAGCCACCCGGGAGCCGCGUUCCACUACGCGCACCUCGAGAAGCUGCCUCGCAUCGGCGUGUUCCAGUUCCGCAAACUGCACGAGUACGCCUCGCACGGGGACGCCUCGGCCGACCAGCCGCACGGUGAAUGGGUGACCGCGGAGCCGACGGCAUCGGACGUCGUAAUGCCCAGCACUGCACCUUCCGCGGAACCCAGCAGUACCACGAGCAAACCACCGUCGGAAAACGGCUCGUGCCAAGUGUCAGGAUGGUCGGCGUGGUCGGCUUGCAGCCAGACGUGCGGCCUGGGCCAGUCGCGGCGCCAUCGGCGGAUCCUGCGCUAUCCGUCCAAAGGCGCCGCUCCCUGCCCGCCGCUGCACGAGCUGCGUUGGUGUGGAAGCGCCAGGACAUGCAGGAUGCCGAACACCUACUUCCGAUGGAACCGCUGAAUCCCGACCAUGCACGGCGCUUCGGCGGAAACGCGCCUUCAGUCCGGCAUGGCUGGCAGCUUUACCUCUGGUCGAUCUCACCCCUCAGGAGAGAGA